Phacochoerus africanus (Common warthog) is the source of this 2084-nucleotide messenger RNA. It is a transcript of the gene HYAL3, whose product is annotated as hyaluronidase 3. The record is from RefSeq and is a predicted model, not a curated record. The transcript is spliced from 4 exons. Gene Ontology annotation, biological process: carbohydrate metabolic process; hyaluronan catabolic process. Gene Ontology annotation, molecular function: hyalurononglucosaminidase activity. Gene Ontology annotation, cellular component: acrosomal vesicle. The coding region runs from base 98 to 1666 and encodes 522 amino acids. Lineage: Eukaryota; Metazoa; Chordata; Mammalia; Artiodactyla; Suidae.
AUUGCUUCCUCCCCACGCGCGGCGUGUUCUCCUCAUUGUUCCCGGCUCUCCCUGUCCGCAGAGGGCGUAGAGUCCUUAAGUUACUAAGCCUCCCUGCAUGCCCCUCUUGCGUCUGACCUUUCUUCCCAGAGCAUGCCGAGCCACACCCACCCAAAGCCCCCACCCCCAGACUCCACGGUUUGUCACCCACUGGGAGGAAGGGGAAAACCGAGGCUGGAGAGACUGCAGCUUUCUCUGGGGAUUCGGGAGCCCCGCCCACAGUGGGUGGGGUCAGCACAGAAGCGGGCAAGCCCAUGGGGAAGUCUGGGGGCUCCAGACCCAGGGGCGGAUCUUGGGGCUUCUUACCUCCUGGCCCGCGGGUGCAGCUGUUGCGGAGGUGGCUGAUGCAGGUUACCAUCCCUGGGGCAUGACCAUGCAGCUAGGCCUGGCCCUGGUGCUAGGGGUGGCCAUGUGCUUGGGGUGUGGCCAGCCCCUGCUGCGGGCCCCUGAACGGCCCUUCUGUGUGCUGUGGAACGUGCCCUCGGCACGCUGUAAGGCCCUCUUUGGCGUUCACCUGCCACUAGAGGCCCUGGGCAUCACAGCCAACCAUGGUCAACGAUUCCACGGCCAGAAUAUCACCAUCUUCUACAAGAACCAGCUCGGCCUCUAUCCCUACUUUGGGCCUAGGGGCACAGCUCACAAUGGCGGCAUCCCCCAGGCUGUGCCCCUUGACCACCACCUGGCACGGGCUGCCUAUCAGAUCCACCGCAGCCUGCGACCUGGCUUCACUGGCCUGGCAGUGCUGGACUGGGAGGAAUGGUGUCCACUCUGGGCUGGGAACUGGGGCCGCCGCCAAGCCUAUCAGGCAGCAUCCUGUGCUUGGGCACAGCGGGUAUAUCCCAACCUGGAUCCCCAGGAGCAGCUCUGCAAGGCUCGUGCUGGCUUUGAAGAGGCAGCCCGUGCACUGAUGGAGGACACACUGCGGCUAGGCCGCAUGCUGCGGCCCCAUGGGCUCUGGGGCUUCUAUCACUACCCAGCUUGUGGCAAUGGCUGGCAUGGUACGGCUUCUAAUUACACAGGCCACUGCCAUGCAGCUGCCCUGGCCCGCAACACCCAGCUGUAUUGGCUCUGGGCUGCCUCCAGUGCCCUCUUCCCCAGCAUCUACCUCCCACCUGGGCUACCACCUGCUUAUCACCAGGCAUUUGUGCGAUACCGCCUGGAGGAGGCCUUCCGUGUGGCCCUUGUUGGACACCCACAUCCCCUGCCUGUCCUGGCCUAUGCCCGCCUUACACACCGGAACUCUGGAAGGUUCCUGUCCCAGGAUGAACUUGUGCAGACCAUUGGUGUGAGUGCUGCACUGGGGGCAGCCGGCGUGGUGCUCUGGGGAGAUCUGAGCUUCUCCAGUUCUGAGGAGGAGUGUUGGCAUCUCCGUGACUACCUAGUGGGCACCCUGGGCCCCUACGUGAUCAACGUUACCAGGGCAGCCAUGGCCUGCAGUCACCAGCGGUGCCAUGGUCAUGGCCGUUGUGCCUGGCAAGACCCAGGGCAGCUGAAAGUCUUUCUGCACCUGCACCCAGGUGGCAGCCCUGGAGCUUGGGAGUCCUUCAGCUGCCGCUGUUACUGGGGCUGGGCUGGCCCUACCUGUCAGGAGCCCAGGCCUGAGCUUGGGCCUGAAGAAGCAACGUAAAGCCAGGAGUCACCUGUCCCGGACCUUCUUGUUCCUGCUGCCAGUUUUCCAGUCCUGGAGGGAGGACUCUGUCUCACUCUUCUUCUAUUUACGUUACAGUCAACUCUCCCCUCACACACCCCACUUCCCAUGGGAUCCCUGGGGAGUGGGAGAGGCCAGAGGAAACACACUAUUUUAAAACUAGAGGCCCUGUGAGCUCACCUGAUCCCUGAUGACAGGGAAGCAGCCCCAAGAAAAGUCAAUGUUCCAGAAGGUUAGGGUUGCCAGCCUAGGGCUCUGUUCUACACCUCACUGAGUCCAUGGAGAGGUCAGGGACGACUCGUUCAGGGAAAGGUUGGCCCCAUGAGCUUGGCUAAGAUGUGUCAGUGCUAAGCUAUUGUCUGUAUCCUGCUUUCAUCAUAAAGUUACUUUUUCUUCA